AUGGCGAAUGCGGCGCCCCCGGCACCUGCGCUGCCGGAUGCCUUGACUCGGGGGUCAUCAGACCUUCGCUUCUUGCUUCAGCGGCAGGGGAUCGAUGAUGAUCACCAGCGGACGCUCUUUUCUGCCGGGGUUGAUACCUUGGACAAGUUUAGUGCUUUCGCGACUGGGGAAGCUGACUUGCUGGCUGUCUUGAAGGAUGAGUUUCGGUUAGAUCCCACGGCCGGUCUUGCGGCUCGUGGGCAGGUCGCAUCUUUUGUUGCAGCUUGGAAGGCUUCGAAGGUUCGUGUGCAGCGGCAGGCAGAAGUGGAAGCAGAACAGGACACCCGGGAAUGGACCAAGCCGAUCCCUACGGCUGAGUACCUCCUGCUGCGCCAGGCAUACGUCAAGACCUACGGCACCUUGGAUGAACGCGUCUUGCCAUCAAAAGAAUUUCUGGAAAAGAAAUUGAUGGAGGUUGAGCACGGUGAAUUUAAGUCCGAGUCUCUGCAGGAGGUUACGACGCGUGACGAGCUCGAUCCCGAUACCCUUAUGGAUGCCUCGGACAACGUCAUCCACACUCCUCCAUGGCAGCUCGUCUUGGCGUAUGAACAGGCCAUCCGCAAGCAAGCCUUUCACUACAUGGUGGCUGACAACUCUCCCAUGGGGGCAUCCUGGGAGCGUGCAUGGAAGGAUCCGGUCACUAAGGAGCGCCACUUCUCCACCCCGCUCUCCCUCUACUCCAAGCGCAGGCCCGACAACAUCAACAUGCCGGCCCGGGAGACUUGGAUUCCUCGGCCGCCAGGCAAGGGGCAGAAGGGCACCAAGGGUGCCAAGGGGCGCGGCCGUGGAGGACGCUCCUUCCGUGGCCAUGCGGCCACGAAGACCGGCGAGCCAAUCUGCUUCAGGUACAACACCGAGGAGGGUUGCUCUCUGGCCAAUUGCAAGUUCAAGCACAUUUGCAGCCAUUGUUUCGAUCAUAACCACAACUUCGUUGGAUGUCCGAAGCGGAAGCCUGCCGAUACGGCAGGAAAGCACUGA
Messenger RNA from Symbiodinium sp. CCMP2456, 1017 nucleotides. The record is from the annotation of a GenBank genome assembly. NCBI's taxonomy places the organism in Eukaryota, Dinophyceae, Suessiales, Symbiodiniaceae.